AUGAAGUUUACCACAGCCCUUGUGGUGCUCAGCACCUUGGCCGCACCUAUCACUGCGCUGCCCCAAGCAAAACGGGCCUCAGGUGAUUAUAAAAUCCCUGACCACUGCUACCCAGACCCUUGCAAAGGAAUCACCUCAACAAACACUACCUACGUCUGUGGAGACUACCGCCUCGGACCCGUCACCGCACCCAAGAAAUUCCCUCUCAAUAACGAGCUGAGAACCUACGAGCGAUUUGGAAACCUAUGCCCAGCGCAGUUCCUGGAAAAGUGGGCCGGGUCUACCAACUCUUCAGAUUCCUACGAAUAUCCUCCCCAGAAUGGGUUUGUUGUCACCAAUGCCGGUGCUUCAAUCUUGGGCAACACCACCCUUCCUGUCGGACAGAAGCUCGACCGCUUCGGUUCCGAGUAUGGAUCUUUCCUGGCUCCCCUGGGUGCGCCAUACAUUGAGCGUUCGCUUCCUCCUAGCAACCUCAACACAUUUGAUGGCGAUUAUCCGUACAACUACUAUGUGUACCAGGUGACGAAGAGCUUUGAGGUGGGACUAGGUCCUAUUGCUCCGUGGUUUGAGCAGCCGGGUAUGGGCACGCAAUUUUUGUCCUACAAGAGCGUUAAGGAUCUGUUGGCCGGUGGAUAUCUGCGCAGAUUGACGCCCGAGGAGUAUGAUGACAAGUCUGAAUACUCAGAUAACUACACAGCUGGACCUUCUGCAUCGGCCUAA
This is a messenger RNA of Penicillium pulvis, 720 nucleotides long. RefSeq names its product TNT domain-containing protein. The transcript has 2 exons. NCBI's taxonomy places the organism in Eukaryota, Fungi, Ascomycota, Eurotiomycetes, Eurotiales, Aspergillaceae. The record is from RefSeq and is a predicted model, not a curated record. The coding region runs from base 1 to 720 and encodes 239 amino acids.